Macadamia integrifolia is the source of this 897-nucleotide messenger RNA. RefSeq lists its product as uncharacterized. The record is from RefSeq and is a predicted model, not a curated record. Lineage: Eukaryota; Viridiplantae; Streptophyta; Magnoliopsida; Proteales; Proteaceae.
AAUCAAAACCUGAUUGCACCAAGGAUGCAACAACCAUGAUUUCUAGUGCUGCUUCACGAAGGGACAUGUCAACACAGAUGAGUCCCGAGGGUAGCACCCAUUCGUCUCCCAAGGGGAGGCCUUCAUUCUCUCCCUCUCCCCUUCCCUUGCUCCUUCCAACGGUGGAGCUGCAGAGCCUCAAUUCUUCUAAGUCAGAUGUCAGAGAUGUUCAGGUAGAUGAGCGAGUAACUGUGACCAGAUGGUCCAGAAAACAUAGUACCCAACAGCCUGAGAAAGGUUCAACUGGUGCCGAGAUCUGGAGAAAGGAAGCUUCAGAAGCUCAAGUUUCAGCUUGGGAAGUUGCCGAUACUACAAAAUGCAAGUCAAAGCUUAAAAGGGAGGAAUCCAAGAUCACUGAAUGGGAAAAUUUGCAGAAAGCAAAGGCUGAAGCAGCAAUACGGAAACUAGAGAUGAAACUGGAGAAGAAGCGAUCAUCUUCAAUGGAAAAGAUCAUGAACAAGCUGAGAUCAGCUCAGAAGAAGGCACAAGAAAUGAGGAACUCGGUAUCUUUGAGCCAGGAUGAUCAGGUCCCUCAGAGUUCCAGUAGGACCCUGUCCUUUAGUAAGACUCAGCAUAUGGGUUCCUUUAGUGGUUGCUUCACCUGCCAUGCCUUCUGAUGAUCAUGCAGUGCAUGGUUGUUCUCUCUCUACCUUUGAACACGUGUUAGAGAAGAAAUCGCAGUGAGAUGUGGGACGAAGAUGAGUAUUGACGUGGACUGGAAUAGUUUAGUAUUGAUGCAGCAUGGAGGACUAGCUCCCAGAGGCCCACCUUGGGCAGCAUUCGUCGGGAUAUGAUGUAUGUAAAGAAUGUCAAUAAUUGGUUUGCAGUGCAAUGGAAGUGUGUUUCUUUAAUUUAAAA